Molecule: messenger RNA, 11859 nt
Organism: Diabrotica virgifera virgifera (western corn rootworm)
Lineage: Eukaryota; Metazoa; Arthropoda; Insecta; Coleoptera; Chrysomelidae
Product: furin-like protease 1
Exons: 10
Coding region: 263-2605 (780 amino acids)
Biological process (GO): peptide hormone processing
Cellular component (GO): Golgi membrane; trans-Golgi network
Molecular function (GO): serine-type endopeptidase activity
Source: RefSeq, a predicted model, not a curated record
CUAGUCUUGUUUACACCAAAGUGCUAUAAGUCGGAUAAGAUACUUCUUGUAGUGAUGGGAAUUAUUUCUGGUAGAAAUCAGGUACAAAUAUCUUUUACAGGUGGUUAAAAUCAACUUAUGAAUGUGUAAUCCUACUGACAUGAAUGCGGGAUUUCCUAGAGAUUACAAAUUUUAAUUUCUUAAUCUAUCAACUCCUUGUUUGGCCUUGAACGACGAAAUUAACGAAAAAGGCGGUUCGACAUCGUCUUUUGGGAAACAGAGGAUGAAGGAUUUCUUUUAUUUUUGUAUUGGUGUAUUUCUUUGCAAUUUCCGACUCUCCAACGGACAUUAUACUCAACAAUGGGCUGUGCAUAUCCAAGGAGGAAAGGACGUAGCUGACGAGGUAGCUAGAGACCAUGGUUUCGUAAAUCAUGGAGUGAUUUUCGAAGAUCAUUAUCAUUUUUCUCAUAAUGACGUAGCUAAAAGGUCGUUAAGGCCUAAUGUAGAUAAACGAGUUAAACUCGCUGUAGAUACUAGAGUUACCUGGUCAAAACAACAAAUAGCAAAAAGGAGAGUAAAAAGAGACUUAAAAGUACAAGAUAGUGAUCCAAAAUGGCCAUUCAUGUGGUAUCUAAAUCGAGGAGGGGGACUAGACAUGAACGUUAUUCCUGCCUGGAUAGAGGGAAUUACAGGAAAAGGGGCUGUUGUUACGAUAUUAGAUGAUGGUCUAGAAAAGGAUCAUCCUGACCUUGUACAAAAUUAUGAUCCAAUGGCUUCUUAUGACGUGAAUGGUCAAGACCCAGAUCCAAGCCCUCGUUACGACAUGAUCGAUUCGAAUAGACACGGCACCAGAUGUGCUGGUGAGGUAGCAGCUACCAGCAACAACUCUGUUUGUGCCCUAGGAGUUGCACACGGUGCCCAAGUCGGUGGCGUGCGGAUGUUGGAUGGUGAAGUAACAGACGCUGUUGAAGCUCGAUCUCUUAGCUUAAAUCCACAUCACAUCGAUGUAUACAGUGCUUCCUGGGGGCCUGACGAUGAUGGAAAGACUGUAGAUGGACCUGGAGCACUUGCAACAAGAGCUUUCAUCGAAGGUGUUACAAAGGGCCGUAACGGUAAAGGCUCAAUUUUUAUUUGGGCAUCCGGAAACGGCGGUAGAGACCACGACAACUGCAACUGCGAUGGUUAUACCAAUUCCAUAUACAGUUUGUCCAUUUCAAGUGUAACGGAACACGGGCAUGUUCCGUGGUACAGCGAAGCCUGUAGCUCUACUUUGGCCUCAACGUACAGUAGCGGAGCUAUGGGUGAAAAACAAGUAGUCACGACGGAUCUCCGCCAUUCGUGUACCAGCAGCCACACUGGUACGAGCGCAUCAGCACCUUUAGCAGCUGGAAUAUGUGCUCUAGCUUUGGAAGCAAAUCCGAACCUAACCUGGAGGGACAUGCAACAUAUCGUAGUGAGGACUGCAAGACCUCAAAAUUUGAUCGCUCCUGACUGGAAAGUAAAUGGAGUUGGUAGGCAUGUUUCUCAUAGCUUCGGAUAUGGAUUGAUGGAUGCCUAUGCUAUGGUUCAACUGGCCAGGAACUGGACCACUGUCCCAGAACAACAUAAAUGUGAAAUAACUGCUCAGCAAGUUCCAAAAGGGAUACCACCAAAAAGUAUGGUGAUUCUCCAACUUCAAGUGAAGGAAUGCGAAGGCGUAGAAAUCCUGGAGCACGUCCAAGCAAAACUGACAAUAUUUUCGCAACGAAGGGGCGAUUUGAACAUCCAGUUGACUUCUCCUCAAGGAACAAAAGUGGUACUGUUGGCACACAGGCCCCACGAUAAUUCCAGGGCAGGAUUUAACGAGUGGCCGUUCAUGUCAGUGCACUCUUGGGGUGAAUCACCGAUUGGAACUUGGCAGUUGGAGAUUCAUAAUGAUGGCCGAAUGUUGGGUGAUGUCCAAUAUUGGCAGCUAAGUUUAUAUGGUACUGCGACACCACCUGCAGCUGAUAAUCCAUCCACCGGCGAAAGUACCAACACCAUUCCUGACUCGUUCAGCGAAGAUAUCUUCCGCAAUUCUAUUUAUAACUCUGUGGAAGCUGGCGCUGAGAAUCGUAAGGAUGUCCUAGAAGUGGAAGAAAAGGAAGCGUCAGGUUGUGCAAAAACUAAAGGCAAUUUUUGUUUAGAUUGUUCUCCCAACUACGUGCUAUACAAAGGUUUUUGUAUAAACAGCUGCCAAGAAAAAUUCUACAACACAAUUUUAGAUUUCGACACCCCAGAAGAGAUAAAGCGAUACCUUAAAAAUCAAACCUGCACACCCUGUCAUUACACAUGUAAAUCCUGCAAAAGCUCUUUAGACACUGGUUGUUUAGAAUGUUACAGCGAUGCUGAGCUUGUGAUAUCAUCAUCAACAGAAUCAUAUUGUUAUCCCAUCCAUAUCGUCUCAGAAGUACUUUCAGAAAAGUGGUACUAUAGAAUGUUUAUAGUCAGCAUCAUAAUGCUAGCGUGUAGCAUUCCUGUGGCUAUUUACCUUUGCAUUAAGAGAAGAAAAGUAAGCCGUUAUAGAGACAAUGUAGUAAAUUACGACAAUAUUAGAAGAAUGGAAAAAAAUAUUAAAUCGAAUGUUUACAGCGAUGACAGUGAGUGAGAGACAAUUAUAAAAAAUACAUUGAAUAUUCUUUUAAACAAGAAUUUCAAUAUUAUAUUAUCACAACAACUACUAGACAGCUUAAUGUUUGCGUCAAGGCCAAUUAUGGUUGUAUCUACGUAAUUAUCCUGCUACCAAAUCGAGUAUUUUUAAUAGAAACAGUCUAAUUGUAAUUACGGUUGAUCAUUUCUACAGCCAAUACAGCCAAACAUUUUAUUAAUGAUUUAGAAUUGUUGUGACAAUAUAUAUAUAUAUAUAUAUAUAUAUAUAUAUAUAUAUAUAUAUAUAUAUAUAUAUAUAUAUAUAUAUAUACAGUAGGAAAAAUGAAAGAAUACCCAUGAACGAACAUAUAAAACACGCUGUAUUUUCCUGUCACCGUGUCACACAAAAAAUUGGCCAGCGCAAGUACAUGUAAUAAUUAUUGUUACAUGUACUUGCACUGGACAAUUUUCUUUGUGACACGGUGACAGGAAAAUGCAGCGUGUUUUAUAUGUUCGUUCAUGGGUAUUCUUUCAUUUUUCCGACUGUAUAUACAUGUAAUAACGUACUAUCAUGGCUGUUCUUUAAAUUCUUAGUAGAAGGAACACAAACCACACUUUUUAUAAGGUAAAAUAUUAUUUGUGUAAAAAAAUGUUCAGUAUAUCAAUCUGAAGUGAAUCUCAGUUCUCAAUGAGACUGGUACAGUGGCGUAGCGUGAGUGUCGGCUGCCCGGGGCGGAAGACAAUUUUGCCGCCCUCUUAUUUAGGUAUUUUAAUUUAAUGUAUACUAUACAUUACAUACAUUAAUUAUAGAGAAUUUUAGGCGAGAACAGUCAUCAUUAUUUUGAAUUAUACAGGUUAGAUUUUAAAUAAAAAGGUUAAUCUAAGCUUUAUAAUCACGUUUAUUAAUACAAAAAUUCUUUUACUUUAACCAAUUAGGUACAUUGAUAUAACUUAGGUACCUAUCACUUAAGAUUAGGUACCUACACCUUGACGAUCGGCAAUAUUAAAUAAAAUCAAUUUUUAAUUAGAACUAGAACUGUACUACAAUGUUAUAUUUUUAUUUUUAUUGAAAAGUAAUAUGAGUAUUUGUUAGAAUUAAAAACAAAACUUCCGUCUUCAAUUAAAAAUUGAUACGUCUACUUUUUUUAACAGCAAAGGCUUUUAUUGCACCGUCAAUGUCUAUCGCAUCACACACCUCUUGCUCAAUAGACAAAAUAGCCAAAUUAUUUAGUCUUAGAGUACUCAUUGUCGAUCUUAAAUCAUUUUUAAUCAAGUUCAAUUUUGAAAAACUUCUCUCACAUCUGGUAUUGCAUAUAGCAACUGUGAAAAAUAUUAGGAACAUUAUUAAAAUAUUUUGCAGAAUAUCUUCCAGCUUGGAUUUAACAAUAAAUUUAAAUAAUUCAAGUGUGUCUGCAUUAAUCAAUUUAAUUUUGUUGCCUGUAGCAGCAACGAAAGUCCGCAGUCGAACUCAUUCCAGCUUGAAAUCUUGCUCGUCAAUUUCGUCAGAUGCGUAGUCUAGAUUAUAUUCAGUGUUGUCUGGAUGUAAUAAUAUAGCCGGCGUUAGAUAAGCAAACUAUCCGUUAAAUUCUGUAGCUGUUGAAAACGCUCACGAAUUUCUACAAUAAGGGUAAGAACAGAACAAGUGGGUCGCGGUGGAGGUGGAGGUGGAGGUCGCGGUCGAUGUCGACAUCCAUGUAAAACAAACACAUUGUAGUGAAUGGAAGAGAACAUAGCAAGUAAGUCGCGGUGGAGGUUUAGCGCGAUGCCAUCCAGGAGGUUUACAUCGAUGCUUUUGAAAAUAAAAUGAGUUUGUUUUACAUGGAUGUCUACUGCGCGGCCUACAAGGAUGCUUCCCUGUGAUUGGUCCGUUCGAAGCCAAGUUGUCAUUACCUGCGCUAUCUGAGUUGAUACUUUUUAUAUAAUCCCUUUUUUGUUUUCAGUUUAUUUUUGAAUUUUUAAAGUAAUUAAAUUCAGUAAAUUUUUGAAAUAUGAAGGAAGGAACGAAGAUCUGAUUAUUUACAGCUGACAUUUCGUCACGAUCAUCACUUGACUGACACAACAUCGCAAAAGCACAGUUUUUUUGUUAUUCAAAUUUCAUUAAACUACUUCACUUGUAGGCCAGGGUAAUAAGACAAAAAUAUACCCUGUUCGUGACACUUCAGCAGCCAGGGUACUGAAGCGUUUUUUCGACAGGUAAUACCUAUAGGAACAAAUUAUAACUAUUUCCUGCGUGGGAUCUGGCGGCCAUUUUUAUUUAUAAACAAUUAACUGUCAAAAAAUGGCAUUUUCCCCUUUUUUUUCAAAUCAACGGAAAACAGUGAAACUUGUGAUUUUUUUGGUACAAAUAUCUUCGAGAUUAUGGAAAAAGCUUUAAAAUGACGUAUUACAAAGUUUGAUAUACUCAUUUAUUGUUAAUAUAAUUGCGAAAAAAGGUCGGAAUUGCAAAAAAAAGAUUUUCUCAAUAACUGUUGUAAAAAUUAGUGUACAGCUUUGAAAUUUUUGUCAAAUGAGGGUUCUUUGGUGCUUAAUAUGUGAUAAAAAUUUCAAAGCGAUUCAUUUAAUUGUUUAAAUUUUAUUCAAAUUGUUUAUCCCAGAGAGCAUUAUUUUGCAAUAACAUAAGUCAGAAAAAAAUGACCUUCGAACCAUUCCACAGGUGUCAAAUGAAAGAGCAUGAGCUACAUUUUCAACACGGUUUAAAAAAGUGAAUAAAAAAUGCAUUUAUUAGUAAUAAACAAUUAUGCAAAAGUAUCGUAAAUUUUUCUUUAUAAACUUUUUGAAUAACUUUUUCCAAAAAAAUUAACUUUUGUACCCUGUUUUAAGUGCAGAACUACCAAGUAAUGUUAUCUAUAUAAUUAUUGAUAAAAAAUUGUAAUAAAUAUGUAUAAUUUCUUAUAUAACAAAAUAAAAAGUGUAUAAGGAAAGAUUUACGAUACUUUUGCAUAAUUAUUUAUUACUAAUAAAUGCAUUUUUUAUUCACUUUUUUUAAACCAAGUUGAAAAUAUAGCUCCUGCUCUUUCAUUUGACACUUGUGGUGUGGAAUGGUUCUAACGUCAUUUUCUUCUGACUUAUGUUAUUGCAAAAAAAUGCUCUCUGGGAUAAACAAUUUAAAUAAAAUUUAAAAAAUUGAAUGAAUCGCUUUCAAAUUUUUAUCACAUAUUAAGCACCAAAGAACCCUUAUUUGACAAAAAUUUCAAAGCUGAACACUAAUUUUUACAACAGUUAUUGCGAAAAUAAUUUUUUUUUGCAAUUCCGACUUUUUAUCGCAAUUAUAUUAACAAUAAAUGAGUAUAUCAAACUUUGUAAUAUGUCAUUUUAAAGCUUUUUCCAUAAUCUCGAAGAUAUUUGUACUAAAAAAACCAUAAGUUUCCCUGUUUUCCACUGAUUUAAAAAAAAAAGUGAAAAAUGCCAUUUUUGACACUUAAUUGUUUAUAAAUAAAUAUUGGCCGCCAGAUCCUACGCAGGAAAUAGUUACAAUUUGCUCUUAUUGGCUCCGUGCGUAUCCCCUCUACUUACAGUCACGUGACACGCUGUCAGAUUUUGUAAGGACGUUUUAAGAUUGAGUCUUAUGGGAUUAUUUUGUUAAACUUGAAUAUUUUAUUGUGUAGUGAUAAUAACCGAAUACAAUUGUUAGAAUUCAUUAGUUAUUAAUUUAUACUGUAAUUUAUAGUGCAACAAAAAUAUUUUCUUUUUCGUUAAUAAAGAUUUAUUGACAUAAACUGCGAUAGUGAGGUUAUGUAUACAAAAUCAAACUGAUAAUCAAUAUUGGAAAGUGAAGAAUUUAUAUCAGAUUAAGGGCGUUUUUAUUUUCUGUUUAUAUUAAUACAUAAUAUCACUAGCAUGACACGGCAUUUUUUUUAAAUGUCUCAUUUAAACAUACAUAAGGCGUCCUGAUAAAAUUUCAAAAAACCGCCACCAUGAGCAGGUCGGUCGAUUUUGCUUUGACACUUGGAGCACUUGUUAACGCUUGUUAACGCUCGGAGCGAAAAGAUAUUACCUAUCGAAAAAACGCUUCAGUACCCUGGCUGUUCAAGUGUCAUGGAAAAAACCUUAUUACCCUGGACUAUUGAUAGUGGUUCUAGCUCGACUGACAUCGCAGGUGACCUGUGACCUCCUUGUUAUGUGCUGUCGACAUCGACCGCGACUUAACUAGUAGCAUCCACCGCGACCUACACCUCUACCUCGACCCACUUGUUCUGUUGUUACCCUAACUCUAUCCAACUAAGAAAACAGCUUUCGCUUCAAGUCAUUUUCACAAAACAAGUUAGCGUCUCUAGUUCCGUAAUCAAAAAUAUGCUUUCUUGUUAUGCGCCUCCGAGGUUUUAUGGAAAUUACAAGUUCUUCACACAUAUUUUUUGCAUAACCUACAGCGCCAUUUGCCCAUUCCUCUCUUUUCUCUGUCAAUAUCAUCUGCACAGCAUUUACUUUCUGAGCGCACAAUCUUAUGUCAAGUCCCCUUGUUUGUAAAUGUUUUUGUGCAUCAUUCACUUCAUGUAGCACCGGUUUACACAGGUCCAAAAAACAAAGAAAGGAAAAUGGCUGCAUCGAAAAAAAAAACAAUUAACUUAUAACAAAAUAAAUAUUUAUUCUUUUUAUAAGAAAACCAACUAACAUAACAAUAAUUCUAAAUAAUUCAAUUAAAAUUAAAGGCAUUAAAAAAACUCUAACCAAUUAAAUGUUUGAACAAUCCACUUUCUUGCAGUGAACAAAAACCUAAUUUAUCAUACAAUGAAAGUUUCAUUGCAUUCAGCUGAUCUGUCUGUACCUGACUGCAGAGUUGAACAAUUUUUUCUUGCAAUUCGUAUUAAAACAAUUAAGUGUUUUCUUUGUUCCACAUACUGAAUAACGUAUAGGGUAGUAAAAUAAUUGCCGAUGUAUGUAAUAGAAGUCAUUCUCGCUGAUUGUUAGGCAUAAACGAGGAAUUCCCACAAGUCAGUAUAGACGUUGUUGCCAGUUGCUACAAAAUAUCAUUCAAAGAAAAUUAAUUCCCUGAAUUCGUCACAAAAUAAGUAUGUAAUGAAAAAUUCCGUACUCCUUUCAAUCGCUCCGAAUUUGUAGUUGCGAUAAAAAUAGGUUUGUUCGUAGUACGAUCCAAUCGAUCAGCAACCGUUGCCAACCAUCAGACGCAUGCGCAGUUAACAGUUAGCGCUGCGCAGUUAACAGUUCGAGUUCGUAGACUACGAACGCGCUUGCGUCUGACGGUUGGCAACGGUUGCUGAUCGUUCUACGAACAAACCUAAUAUAAAAUGGUUCAAAUAUUUACAAAAUACACUAAGCAUCAAAAUUAACGCACCACCUUAAAAAUGGGACAUUUUUAAUGUCUCGUAUUUCCUAAACCUGUUGUCCGAUUUUAGUGAUUUUUUUAGUAUAUCUUUAUUCUUCAAGAAUAUCCCUGUAAUAAUAUUAUUGCUAAACAGGUAAGUGUCAUUGUAUACCGGAUGUAAAAAUGAUAGUGUGUUUUUUCCUCAAAGUUUGGAACACCCUGUAUAAUAUUCUAGAGUAUAUAAAAUAUGGAAAUUAAAACUCAACUGUAGCCUUAGGCUUUCUUAACAUUUUUCUUUUCGAUUCAUUUGCUUAUGUGAGAUAAUAAAAAAGUUAGGUUAUUUAACAACUAGCCAUGUUAUUCAUCAAUACAGGGUGUUUCUAAAUAAGUGCGACAAACUUUAAGGAGUAAUUCUGCAUGAAAAGAUAAUGACCUUUUGCUUUAUAAACAUAUGUCCACAAAUGCUUCGUUUCCGAGAUACGGGAUGUUGAAUUUUUUCUUACAAACUGACGAUUUAUUUAUUGCUCUAAAACCGGUUGAGAUAUGCAAAUGACAUUUGGAGGUUUUAAGAGGUAGUUAUUGCGUAUUUUUUGACAUACAAAUAAGAAUUUUAUAUUCACCAUUGGCGUGCAUACGGGAAAAUUCUUAAUUGUAUGUCAAAAAAUGCGUAAUAACUACCUCUUAAAACGUACCAAAUUUCAGUUGCAUAUCUCAACUAGUUUUAGAGCAAUAAAUAAAUCCUCAGUUUGUAAGAAAAAAAUGCAACAUCCCGUAUCUCGGAAACAAAGCAUUUGCGGACAUAUGUUUAUAAAGCAAACGGUCAUUAUUUUUUCAUGCAGAAUUACCCCUUAAAGUUUGUCGCACUUAUUUAGAAACACCCUGUAUUGAUGAAUAACAUUGCUAGUUGUUAAAGUACGUAACUUUUUUAUUAUCCAACAUAAGCGAAUGAAUCGAAAAGCAAAAUGUUAAGAAAGCCUAAGGCUACAGUUGAGUUUUAAUUUCAAUAUUUUAUACAGGGUGUUAGUAAAUAAUAAUGAAAAAUUUUAAGGGCUAAUUCUACAUGAAAAAUUAAUACCAGUUUGCUCUAUAAACAUAUGUCCGCAAAUGUUUAGUUUCUGAGAUACGGGGUGUUGAAAUUUUUAUUCCAAACUGCCAAUUUAUUUAUUUCUCUAAGACCAGUUGAGCUAUGAAAAUGAAAUUUGGUGAGUUUUAGGAGGUAGUUAUUACGAAUUUUUUGACAUACAAUUUAGAAUUUUGUAUUCAUCAUUGGCGCGCCUACGGGCAAUGGUCUAAAUUUUUUUAAAGAAAAAAAUAGUACGCCACUGAGAUAUUUCGAAUUAAAAAUUAUUUUUAAAUUCCACCUCUAAUUUAUGACAAAAAACCUUUCUUGUCUUUUUUUCAUAUGAUGCACCGUUUUUAUUCAGAAAAAUAAAACAUCUUGGCGCGAAUUUUUCAUUUCUUAAUACAUCAUCAAGAACUAUCCAAUAUAAUAAUAUUAAACUAGAACAAUAACAGAAAAUAUUACUAAUAAGAUUUCAACUAGGUGCAAAGCUGCAAGAAAUGUUUAAAAUGAUCUCCUUUACAGAUAACAGAAGAAUUUUAUAUUCAUCAUUGGCGCGCGUACGGGUAAUGGUCUGAAUUUUUUGAAGAAAAAAAUAGUACGCCCGUGAGAUAUGUCAAAUUAAAAAUCAUUUUUGAAUUCCUUGUUCAAUUUACGACAAAAAAUCUUUCUUUCCUUUUUUUCAUACGAGGCGCCGUUUUUAUACAAAAAAAUAAAACAUCUUAACGCUUACCAAGUAUUUGAGGUAGUUUCCAUAUGCAUAGAAACUCGGUUCAAAUACUUUGUAAACGUUAAGAUGUUUAAUUUUUUUGCAUAAAAACGGCGCCGCAUAUGAAAAAAAGGCAAGAAAGAUUUUUUGUCGUCAAUUGAACGAGGAAUUCAAAAAUGAUUUUUAGUUUGACAUAUCUCAGUGGCGUACUAUUUUUUUCUUCAAAAAAUUCAGACCAUUACCCGUACGCGCGCCAAUGAUGAAUAUAAAAUUCUUCUGUUACCUGUAAAGGAGAUCAUUUUAAACAUUUCUUGUAGCUUUGCACCUAGUUGAAAUGGUAUUAGUAAUAUUUUCUGUUAUUGUUCUAGUUUAGUAUUACUAUAUUGGAUAGUUCUUGAUGAUGUAUUAAGAAAUGAAAAAUAUGCGCCAAGAUGUUUUAUUUUUCUGCAUAAAAACGGUGCAUCAUAUGAAAAAAAAGGUAAGAAAGGUUUUUUAUCAUAAAUUAGAGGUGAAAUUUAAAAAUAAUUUUUAAUUCGAAAUAUCUCAGUGGCGUACUAUUUUUUUCUUUAAAAAAAUUCAGACCAUUGCCCGUAGGCGCGCCAAUGAUGAAUACAAAAUUCUUAAUUGUAUGUCAUAAAAUUCGUAAUAACUACCUCCUAAAACUCACCAAAUUUCAUUUUCAUAUCUCAACUGGUCUUAGAGAAAUAAAUAAAUUGGCAGUUUGAAAUAAAAAUUUCAACACCCCGUAUCUCCGAAACUAAUCAUUUGCAGACAUAUGUUUAUAGAGCAAACUGGCAUUAAUUUUUCAUGUAGAAUUAGCCCUUAAAAUUUUUCAUACUUAUUUACUAACACCUUGUAUACGCUAGAAUAUUCCACACGGUGUUCCAAACUGUGAGGAAAAAACACACUAUCAUUGUUACACCCGGUAUACAAUGACACUUACCUCUAUCUCAAAUACGAGACAUCAAAAAUGUCCCUUUUAAGCAUAGGCGUAACCAGGGGGUGGUUUUGAGGGUUAUAACCCCCCCUUUUGGAUGUACUUUGAGCUCUAUACGCUUAACACCAUUAUUAUUCCAUACCCCCAGAGACCUACAAGUAGAUGUAACCCCCCUUAGGAUCAUCCUGGUUACACCUCUGUUUUUAAGGUGGUGCGUUAAUUUUGAUGCUUAGUGUAUUUUUAUUAUUUAUGGUUCAAUUUAUGGCGGGCAGUCGGUGGCAGGCAGCCCCUGCCGCCCCCACUACGCUACGCCACUGGACUGGUAGCAAAUAUACCCCAGGAAACGAAGCCGAAAAAGCACUUGAAAAAUCUAUAAGUUACUGAGCACUAUUUUUGAACUGGAAUAUCUAAGGGGAAGUCACCCCAAGGUACGCCUUUUCCAUUGACUCCCCAAGAUAUUCCAGUUGAAAAAUAGCGCCCAGUAAUUUUUCGAUUUUUAAAUACUUCGUUUUCUGGGAUAAUAGUAAUAAUUCCAGACCAUGGCCUAGAAUCCUAAAAAUAAUGUAUUACAAUAGUCGCCAAGGUCUACACACACUUCUUGAUUUUACCUGCACUUUUCGCCUCUUAUACCUUUAUUCUCAGAUCCAAGCUGUUAUUAGUAUUCUCAAUAAUAAAUUAAGUCUUUGUUAAUGUAUAACUUUUAAAUUGGUCACGUACUAAUAAUACUAAGAAGUUGCAGAAUAAGUCUCGUAAGAAUAAACAGAGUGUGUUACCUGACAAUAUAAAACAACGUACUGACUCGUUUACUUGAAAAUCUCUUUAGCAUAAUUUUUAUAUAUUUUAUUGUUGCAGGGCGUUAGCAAGUAUAAUUUAUAGUAAUCGUCAUAUCUUGACAACCCCUGCAUUGUUUUUAUCGACAAGAUGUGAUAGAAUAAACAUUAGUAACGUAAUUAAUAAUUACUCAGCUCAAUAACGAACUAUUAGUGAUUUUAUUUAGAUUGUUUAAGACUUUUAUAUAGUAAAAAUAUACAUUCCUCAUCACAUCCAGCGAAGGGCAGUGCCUGUGAGUGUAUACCAAAAUAUAUUAUUUUAAUUAUUGUAAAUGUAAUUUGUUGCGGAUACUGCCCUUAUUGAUAUAUUUUAAAAUUCUCAGCAAUUUAUCCACUGAAUGACUGGGCAUGUUUUUAUUUUUAUUAAUUAAUGUAUAUUUUAGAAAUAUUUAUAUUGUAAAUAUAGUAGUAUAUGUGUACUUAUAAAUUGUUAAUAUUAGCAUAUCAGAUAUUAUUAAAUGGAGUCCUUAUCCUUUA